CUUUUUGAGUGUAGAAAGAAAAGAGCAGAGCAGAGCAGAGGCAGGCAGCAGCAGUAUUAUUUAGUGUUUGUGUGGAGGAGACAGACCGCCCUCUCCUCUCCUUUGCUUUGCUGUAUUCGCGAGGUCAUGUCAUGGUGAAUUUCCAAUGUCGCGAGCUUCCGUCACCGCCGCUUCCUCCUCCAUGCACCACCAAGAUGUUUUGUGGCAAAUGAACAUGCGAUCAAGGGAACAACAUAUGGAAUAUGGACCUUAUCCUGUUCGUGAAGGCGAACCGGAUUGUUCAUACUACAUUCGAACAGGAGUUUGCCGAUUUGGCCCUACGUGUCGAUUUAACCACCCUCCUAACAGGAAACUCGCUAUUGCCACAGCAAGGAUGAAAGGUGAAUAUCCCGAAAGGAUAGGACAGCCUGAAUGUCAGUAUUAUUUACAAACGGGGACAUGCAAGUUUGGAGCCACAUGCAAAUUUCAUCAUCCUCGAGACAAAGCUGGGAUUACUGGACGAGUUUCCUUAAAUGUUUUGGGAUAUCCACUUCGCCCGAAUGAGAUGGAAUGUGGAUAUUAUAUGAGAAAUGGACAGUGCAAAUUUGGAAGUACUUGUAAAUUCCAUCAUCCCCAGCCAUCAAAUAUGACAGCAUCUUUACGUGGUUCUGCCGUAUAUCCUCCAAUUCAGUCUCCUACAACCAGCCAGCUGUCAUAUCCAUUGAUGAGAGCUUCUUUUAUAGCCAGUCCACGGUGGCAAAGCCCUUCAAGUUAUGCACCACUUGUCAUGCAGCAGGGAGUGGUAUCUGUGCCUGGAUGGAACACAUACAUUGGUCAACUCGGUUCAGUUCUAACUUCUGAAAACCAACCUCCUUCAGCAGUAAACAUCCAAAAUGAUGGAGCAUCACAUCAGGGCGACUCUGGAAAUGUUGCAUCUGAGUAUGGUUCUGUGCCAAUGGGAUAUUAUGCAUUCCAAAAGGAUAAUGUGUUUCCUGAGAGACCAGAUCAACCUGAAUGCCAGUUUUAUAUGAAAACUGGGGACUGCAAAUUUGGUGCAGUUUGCAAGUUUCACCAUCCUAAGGAGAGACUGGUUCCUGUUCCUGACUGUCACUUGAGUCCAAUUGGACUUCCUUUACGGCCGGGGGAGCCUCUAUGUGUAUUCUACUCACGAUAUGGUAUCUGCAAGUUUGGUCCAAGUUGCAAAUUUGACCACCCCAUGAGAGCUUUUGCAUACAAUACCCCUGCCUCAUCAUCAACUGACUCCACAGCUUUUCGCCGGUUUUUGGCAUCUUCACCGGGAACAGUUCCAAUAAAUUUCUCCCCAGAUGGACUCAUCGACACAAGCUCCACAAGAAAUAGGCGGCUCUCUUUGUCAGAGACUAUACAAAAAUCCUCGGGUGACAAUAACACUGACUCAGAGUAAAAAUAUUUCUUCCAAAAGUAAUUGAGUUAUUGUCCUAUUUACUUUGGAAGAUAAAUAAAUAACAGCUUCCUGUAUAUUCAUUUCCCUGGCUGGAGAUGUACAUAAUUCAAUUCCAAGUCGAUCUGCUUUUCUCAAGAUGCAGUUCAAUUGACUAGAUUCACUACUUAAACUUGCUGCAAUGUAUAAAUUUGCAAAUGUUAUCACAUUUGUUAAAAGGCAGUGGUGGAUGUUUCCAAUUUUUUGAGAGCUGUCAUCAUGUUCAUAUAUUUCUGUCACUUUGACAGUCUUCUGAGCAUCUGUUUUUGCAGCAGGGUUUUGCCUCUCUCGGCAAUAGUCUUCCCAAAAUUAUACGGGGCCAUUCCUUGCGCUAAUAGCUAUUUCUGCUGAUUAUGGUUGAUUUUCUCUCGGCAAUAGUCUUCCCAAAAUUAUACGUGGCCAUUACUUGCGCUAAUAGCUAUUUCUGCUGAUUAUGGUUGAUUUUCUACGUGUUUAAAAUGCUUGCUAUGUCCCCUUCAUUUCAUUGUUAUAAGUGAGAAUUAUCAUAAGUUCUGAGCAUUACUUUGGUAAGAUGAGCAUAAUUAUCUCUCCACUAAUUAUUUAGAAAUCUAUUUCUACUGAUUAAUGUUAAUGUCCUAUUUGUCUCAUUGUCUGGAACUCACGCUACAUCCUUCGUGUAAUGGUUAUUAGUGGGGAUUAUCAAAAAUCGAGUAAUGUUUAUUAUCUUAUUACCAAUUUUUUGCUGUUUUAGUUUUUCUAUCAGAAGUCUAAUGUGUCUUCAUUGACCAUGCUAGUGGUCAAAUGAUUAGGUAAUUAUGAUAUGUGCUAUUAGCUGUCAGUUAUGCUAUUGGGCUAGUAAUUUUCUGUGUCAGCAAUAUGUAGGGUAUUUUAUGACUAGUAGGUUUCUGUUAAACAGUAUUGAUGUAGAAGUAAGAAAAGUGCACUGGAUCUAUAUCCAGACACGCCGAACUAAGAACCUAUUUUUGUGGUUUGUCUAAUUUAAGUAUGGUUUGUGGGUCAUAUGUUCUAUGGCAAUGGGAAGGGACUGAAGCAUGUGUUUUUAAUUCAACAUACAUUGAUUCAGGUUGUAUGUGAUUGAGUUCUAACAGAAUCUAAUCAGCCUUAAAGAUAAAACCAUAAAAAAAAAGAUACCAUUUCUCAUUUUCUGUAAGAGCCAGUCCAGGGGUAGUUGUUCCAUUAUUGAAAGCUAAAGAUCAAGUUUUGCUGUGCCAAAACAGAAUCAGAGAUCUACCUGUACUUGCUUCCACACGCUGAAGCCACAAGGAAGGACGGAGGGAGUAGUUGUUAAUUUCUCAUGAGCAGCUCAGAGAUUGCUAUACUGAUCAAUUAGGAUCUGUAAAGAAACAGCGAAGGAAAAAGUGGCGUGCUUCACUUACCCCAUGUAUCAGUAUAUUUUUCUAGAGGGGCAAAUAGCAGGUAUUCUACAAAAUUAAGAAAUAAGUUUUACCCCACAGGACGUCACCAUUUCUAAUUUUUUGAAUCACUAGAGGUGUUUGAUUGCAAUAGCCAUCUUUUUCAGGGUGUUGGCUUUCUUUACUUGUUCAGUUGGUCUUUCAUAUAUAAGUUUGAUGUGUUGAAACUUGCAUGGUAUUAUACCUGUACAAGUGUCCUUCCUGGCAUGGAAGGCUCUUUUAAUAAAAAAUGUACUUGUAGAAAGAAGAUUGUUAGACCUAGGGAAAUCUGUGUUUAAAAAGUUACAACAAAUUUUAGUUCAUAUUAGCAUAGCAGAAAGGUGGGAGUGGAGGGUACGGAUACUGCUGCAGCUCUCCUUUUUUUACAUUUGUACCAUGUGCCAUAGCUGCGAAAUGCCCAUUUGCAAACUUUUGCAUUUCUUCUUUUUGGUUUAUUGAAUACAAUUAAACCCCAACCUUUCCUCCUCCCUUAUACACAUUCAAACCAAAACUACUUUAUUUAUUAGCUAGCAAUGUGGUUAGAUGCAUGUUCAUACCCAAUGACUAUCUCUUCCCUCAACAAAAAAGAUCUACUUUCAUUUCUCCUUCCAGAUUACAGUUCAUCACUGCCAAUUUCCUGCUUCUUUAGUCGACCCUUUUAAUUCCUUUUUGAAGAACAUCACAGGCAGUAAGAAAUGCAUGCAAUUAGUAGUGGAAUUUUCUGGUGUGUGCUGAUUCUUUAAUUCAUCUCUAGUCUCCAUCAACAACUUAGAUUGUUUAUGGUAAGCUUCUCUCUCCGCCACUUCUAUUUUCUUUCAGUGUAUCAGAAGACAUUGAUUGUGAAAAGGAGGAGAUGAUAAAAAUGGCUGCAGGUGGCGGUGGAGGAUAUGGUGCCGCUGGGGAAGAAGGAGAUGAUGGUGAUGGUGAAUGAUAGCACAAGGAAUUUGGGGAGCUUUCAGAUUUGUUCACUGUGCGCUUGCUGUGGAGGUGAAAGCAGAAGCUGCUGUUUGCCAUCUCCAUGCUGCUAUGCAAUCAAUUGCAACAUUCCAAAAAGGCCCUUUGGAUCUGUUCUCUCACUCCCAAGACUUUUGCUGGCAUUGAAGCUGAACAACAACAAAAUCUCUGCUGAGAUUCCUCCAUGCAGUGGAUAAGAGUUUGAGGAUAUAGCUACAACAUAAUCUCUGGAAAGGGAUACCUUGCAAGUCGUUGAAGGUUGUCGAUUUGAGCUCUCUCAGCGAUGCUGUAUCCACAUGGUCCAAGCUUAGAUUUUGUCCAUCUCACAUAACAUGCUGAAUGGAUCCCUACCGAACUGGUUGAUCACAUUCAAAGCAAUCAAUCAAUCAAUCACAUAACAUAACUGUCUCACUGGGAUCAUCCCACAAGGCAGGACUACUGGGGGCAUUUGCAGGCAACCCGGGUCUCUGCCACAAGGAGUCAUCGUGCAAUGGGAAGGGAUAGCCUGUGAUGCUACUUCGAUAUGGGAGUGAACAGGGACCGCCUUCAGUGAGGAUUUUGCGUAACUAGUUUUGUCAGUUUCUAUACAGGUUAUAUAUUGAUCUUUGUUGUUAUGGUCGAACCAUAAAACUCUACAUAUUGCAGACCAAGAACUAGUGGUGAUUUUAUGGUGGAAAAGAUUGAUACCACCUUGUGUUUACUAUUAGUUAUUACAUAAAUUUUGUCCCACAAGAUUUUUAGUUUCUGCUA
Salvia splendens (bonfire salvia) is the source of this 4515-nucleotide messenger RNA. RefSeq names its product zinc finger CCCH domain-containing protein ZFN-like. The record is from RefSeq and is a predicted model, not a curated record. Lineage: Eukaryota; Viridiplantae; Streptophyta; Magnoliopsida; Lamiales; Lamiaceae. The coding region runs from base 146 to 1402 and encodes 418 amino acids. The transcript has 10 exons. Gene Ontology annotation, molecular function: mRNA binding; metal ion binding.